AAAUAAAAAAAUAUAAAAAAAAUAAAAAAAUCAAAAAUUAGAAAAAGUAAAUUUUUUUGAAUAACAUUGGUUUUAUAAAUAGAGAGCCAUGAGAUAAGAAAAAUCUAAAAUCAAAAUUCCUUGAACAUAAUAUUUACAAAUGUGAAAAACUAUAUACUUUGAAAUAAUAAAAAAAUUCUUAAAAAAAUUAGAAAAGAAGAACAAAGAAGAUCUUAUGAUUUUUCAAGAGAGAAAUAAGUAACAAGAAAUCCUUCAAAGAAAAUAAAAAAAAUAAAAAAUAAUAAUUAAAAAAAAAAUAAGAAAAAAAAAAAAAAAAUAAUAAUAAUAAAAUAAAAAAAAAUUACUUUUUGAUGUCAAGAAAAAGAAACUGAAGAAUCUUUUUGAAGUAAAUUAAAUAUAAAAUGUGUUUAAUAAAAAAGAUGGCCAAUAUAAAUGACACUAUAUAAUAAACUAAAUCGAAGGAAUACACAAAAUCUUUGAAGAAAAAGUUGAAAAAGAAAGAAAAGAUAAAGUAAAAUAUAUUUCCUUACUAUAAAAAAAAAGAUUUCACUUCUUUGAGAGAUUCUAUGAUUCAAACAAGGAUAAAACACAUAUAAAAUGAUAUUCAAUCUUCUAUUGAUUUAUUCUUUCUAGAUGUUAGAGUAAUUUAAAUAAAUUUAAAGGUUUAUAAAGGAUUCUUGAGUAAUGUCAGAUUUUUAGAAAUUUCCUUUUACACAUUUCACAAAAAUAAAAAUGAAUGAUUUCAAAAGAUUUUAGAACGAAUGUAAUUUUAAUUAUAAUUAGUUCGGUAUUUAAAAAGGUUCCAUUCUUUGCAAAAUGAAGAGGCACAAAAAAAGAAAGAAGAAAAAGAGAACAAGAAGUAGUUAGGUUUUUUUAUGUUCGUCUUUUUACACAUUGUCUUUCCACACCUUUGGUUCUUGUUAAUGGUUGUAUCUUUUUUUUUUUUUUGUUUUAAAUUAGUUAGUGGGUCUUUUAUAAGAAAUAGAAAUAGAUUUUAUAAGAAGUUAAAAAUAGGUUAGUCCAUCUUAUAGUUGUUUCUAGUUUACUUCGAUUUCUGUUUUUAAACACUUAUGUGCACACUAUUGGUUUAAAGAGAACAACACAUACAUUCUUUUUGAUUCUCCAAAAAAAAAGUAAUUAUUGAUAUAUUGGUUCACUUUAAAUAGUUUAGAUAAUUCUUAGUCCCGGUGCAUUUUCACAAAAUCAAGUGUACUCAAUAAAUAGUUUCUUUAUAUCUUUUAAAGUCUUUUGACUAUAAUUUAAAGUUCUUGUUAUCUUUUUUUAUUAUAAAUUGGCAAAUAAUUUGAUCUUAUCUGAAUUUCAUUUUAAUUAAUAAAAAUAGAAUUCCUGAUUUCUUAAAAUAAUGUUCGAGUUAAGUUACAUAUUAAAAACUUCCUUUAAUAAAUUUCCUUUUUGAUAGUUCGCUUUAGCAUUAUUAAUUUUUUCAUUUAAAUUCAAUCUUUAUUACUUUUUAAAAAAAAAUAUUUAAAAAAAAAAAAACACAACAAAAAACAUCAAAAAAACGAACAAUGAAUUUAUUUUUUGUUCUUUAUUUUGUUGUAGUGUAUAUUAAUAAUAAUAAUAAUAAUAAUUAAUAAUAAUAUUAUAUAUAAGAAUAUGGAAAGAAUUGAUAUGAAGAAUUGGUAGAAUGAAAUUUGAAACAAGUAUUGUUAAGAAAAAAAAAUAUAAUAAAAAGGAAUUAAGGACAAAGAAUAAUGAAAAACAGUAAAAAUAUAUAUAUAUUUUAAAUAAUAUGAAUAUGAAUACGAAUACAAAACGAAAUACAUUUAAUAUUGAUGUUAUUGAUUUUUUACAUGAAGGUAAUUUUUUUAUGAAUUAGAAAGUCAUAUAAGAGAAGGAAUAGAAAAAAGAUUAUGAUAUUAUAUGUGUUAUAUUUGUUAAUUGUGCUCUUGUUCCCCUCUCUUUUUCUCUUUUUUUAUGUGUUUUUUUUAUAUAUAUUUAUUUAAUAUUUUAUGUUUUUAUGUUUAAAAUAAUAUUUAAAUAUGUAUUUUUUAUGUUUUUAUAUUUGUAAAAAUCUUUCUUUUUUUUUUUAGAAAAAAGCAAAA
Molecule: messenger RNA, 2066 nt
Organism: Ichthyophthirius multifiliis
Lineage: Eukaryota; Ciliophora; Oligohymenophorea; Hymenostomatida
Exons: 2
Source: RefSeq, a predicted model, not a curated record